Messenger RNA from Pseudovirgaria hyperparasitica, 1008 nucleotides. Its product is annotated as kinase-like protein. The record is from RefSeq and is a predicted model, not a curated record. Gene Ontology annotation, molecular function: protein kinase activity; ATP binding. The annotation marks the transcript as partial. The transcript has a single exon. Gene Ontology annotation, biological process: protein phosphorylation. NCBI's taxonomy places the organism in Eukaryota, Fungi, Ascomycota, Dothideomycetes, Acrospermales, Acrospermaceae.
UCGUCUAAGUCGCCUGCUGGCGCAUUUCUGUCUUUGUGGGCACGAGAUGAUAGCGCAAGCAAGGCUGAACUCGACGAGGAAGGCCAGGAAAUUGACAAGACAGGCUAUAUAAUUGGUCGACAAAUUGGUGUUGGUGGUUUCAGUGUGGUCAAAGAAGUUUUCAACCUCGAGAACGGCAUUCGUAGGCGACGAGCCGUUAAGAUUGUACGCAAGCAGGUUUCUGGCAAAGGCGAAGACGAGAACGAAAAGGUGCAGGCCGAGUUUGAGCACGAGGUCUCGAUCUGGCGCUACGUCAAUCACAAGUAUAUUCUACCUUUGAUUGAGUGCUUUGAAACACCGUUUGCUACGUUUUGUAUCACGAAGUUGAACGAGGGUGGCACUCUAUUUGACCUCAUCCAUGCGAGGCGCAAGGCUGGUGCUGGCGGCCUUCCUUCUUCCCUCGCGAAGCGUUACGUAUAUCAACUCGCUUCUGCGAUCCGGUUCUUACACGAGGAUGUGCAUGUAGUUCAUCGCGACAUCAAGAUCGAAAAUGUCCUGAUCGACAUGUCAGAUCCCAAUGCUGCAUGCGACGGCGGUAAUAUUCUACUUUGCGACUUCGGGAUGGCCGACUUUGUAUACAACGAGCAUCGUCUUGAUCAAGAGCCAUUCGAUCAGGAAAUGCAUAUCGGCCCCAGUCACACAAGCACGUCUGUUACAGGCAGUCUUCGUUAUGCAGCACCGGAGCUACUGGAAAGUCCAUGCCAAUUAUACAGUACAGCUGUGGACAUGUGGGCAUUCGGCAACGUUGUAUACGCAAUGCUCAUGGCCCAAUUAGCAUUCAAUGACCCAUUCGAGCCACGAGUCGUCAUGCAGAUUCUAAAUGGUGAGUGGGACGAGGCACCCUUAUACAAGACCAACGCAGUUCUUGAAGAAGGCUCGACAGAACCCGUAGAGAUGGUGAAGGGGUGCUUGCAGAAGAAUCCAGAAGAGAGAUGGACGAUUGCGGAUGUCUUGAGGAGUACAUGGUUG